AAAGCUACAAAAAAGAAAGCAAGAUUUGGAAUUGGGAAAGAAACAUUUGGAGCUUUAUCAGACCACUUAAAGGGAAGCUGUCGACAGCCUAAUGUUUGUUGUCAGCCAGCAGCGGUUUCCUUUGCCAGGGUGCCUGAGUUCACCUGUCAGGUGGCGGGCUGCUGCCAGGUAUUCGACACCCUGGAGGAUUAUGAGCAUCACUACCACACUCUGCACAGAAACGUGUGCUCCUUCUGCAAGCGGGCCUUCCCCUCGGGACAUCUGCUGGACAUACACAUCCUGGAGUGGCACGAUUCCUUGUUCCAGGUCCUGUCGGAGCGGCAGGACAUGUAUCAGUGCUUGGUGGAAGGCUGCACAGAGAAGUUCAAGACCAGCAAAGACAGGAAGGACCACCUGGUGAGACAUCACCUCUACCCUGGGGACUUCCGGUUUGAUAAACCAAAGAAAAGCAAAGGCCCAGCCACGUCCAUGGCUGCCAUGGAAGUGCCGACAGAAGCCAUGGGGGAUGAUGGGGACACCAUGGAAGUCUGCUCUGAACACGUGACACCACCCCCAGAGCCCGUGGGUGAGAAGCGGACCUACCGCCACAGAGUACCUUCCACCAUCUGUUUUGGUCAAGGUGCAUCGCGAGGAUUUAAAAGCACCAAGAACAGAAAUAAGCACUAGUGACAGCUGAGCCAGAGAGCGGGCCUUUGCCACCCUUCAUGUCUCGGUCCUUUGGGGUUGGCGGGAUGACACCAGUUGCCAGUAUCAGCAGAGAGUGACCCCAGAUUUCGGCAGUGACUCUGCUCCCAUCCCUCCCUCUGUAGGGGCCAUCCUACAAGUGUUCUUUAUAAAGCAUAUAUUUUUUA
This is a messenger RNA of Myotis davidii, 851 nucleotides long. It is a transcript of the gene ZNF511, whose product is annotated as zinc finger protein 511. The transcript is spliced from 5 exons. NCBI's taxonomy places the organism in Eukaryota, Metazoa, Chordata, Mammalia, Chiroptera, Vespertilionidae. Bases 328 to 666 code for a protein of 112 amino acids. The record is from RefSeq and is a predicted model, not a curated record.